Molecule: messenger RNA, 347 nt
Organism: Spirometra erinaceieuropaei
Lineage: Eukaryota; Metazoa; Platyhelminthes; Cestoda; Diphyllobothriidea; Diphyllobothriidae
Source: the annotation of a GenBank genome assembly
AUGACGGAGGAGACGCUAAACUCUGUGCUUGAACGACUGGUCGUAGUGCGGCGCGAGGGAACCCAAAGGGCUGUUGAACUAUACCGGAAACAUUUGGAAGCCACUGAGUCGGAGCUAGCAAGUGUUACGUUCUCCGUCUAUGUUUUGCCCCUUAGUUUCCUUCUACGGGAAUUCCCUGCGAAGCAUCUCUCUCAAAUUUACAUCUGCCAAAACUAUCCAUUGAGGCGUGCCCUUUUGUGCCGGCUGAGACCUUCCAGCAAGUAAGUGACCAUGUUUCAGUUAUUUCCUUCUAGAACGAGUCCUUCUUCAGAGAAACAGUGGAGGCAGGCCGCAGAAUUGGAGAAUGA